Phialemonium atrogriseum is the source of this 1255-nucleotide messenger RNA. RefSeq lists its product as uncharacterized. The transcript has a single exon. Gene Ontology annotation, cellular component: extracellular region. The record is from RefSeq and is a predicted model, not a curated record. Bases 215 to 1108 code for a protein of 297 amino acids. Gene Ontology annotation, molecular function: IgE binding. NCBI's taxonomy places the organism in Eukaryota, Fungi, Ascomycota, Sordariomycetes, Cephalothecales, Cephalothecaceae.
GAUCUCGGGUUUGAUACCCCCAGGAACCACCCCUUACGGACACUCUCCACCACCUCCACCUGGAAUUUCAACCACCCAAAACGAUACGGACCACCACCAGGAACGUUCGACGACUGAAACGAAACGAGACGACCUCUUGCCGAUUGAUAUUAGACAAGAUACCACCGCCAUUUCAACAACACAAGGCACUGCAACUGCAACUUGAUUAAGAAAAAUGCAGCUUACGAACCUCGUUUGGCUUGCCGCCGCCCUCGGCGUGGCUGCCCACCCAUCCGGCCAUGCUCACCAGCACCGCUCCUUCCACGCGGCCAACGACAAGCGCGGGUUGGCCUUCUACAAGGCCGAGCACAGGCACCCUGUGAAGGUCGCAGCACCAGCCUCCACCACCGCCCCGCCCCCAGUUUCGACUCCGUCGCAUUCUUCAAGCUACGCUGCCGCCGCGAGCUCCCUCAGCGACGCAUCUGUCAGCGACUCAUCCGCCUCAGCCUACAAGCCGUUCUGCAAUGGCCUGACGAGCAAGAGAGCGACCGCCGCCGAGAUUGCCUACACGGGCAACACCGGUGUCGCUGGCCAGUGGGGAUGCAACAUCAUGCUCGUGGACCAGAGCGUCGCCGACAAGUACAAGUACACCAGCGUGUACACCAACCGCGGCUCCCAGAGCCACCAGGUCACCUGCUUCAACAAGAUCGGGCCCGAGGGUCUGAUCAACGGUUUCUUCGGCUUCAGCGCCGUCACGUUCAACCUCGCGCCCGGCGAGCAGCAGGUCGUCGCCUUCGACUCCAACACCCAGGGCGCCUGCGCCUUCCACGCCGGCAGCCUCCCCAAGACCAACUACGGCGAGUGGGCCGGCUCAUGGGUCGAGUUCGACUUUGAGAACACGAGCAACGGUGGCUGGUCGGGCGCCGACUGCUCCUCGCUCGUCGCCCAGGCCGCUGGUCUGGACGUCCCCGGCUGCCAGGUCUGCUCCUCCGGCACCUGCUCUACCAUCUACCCCGGCGGCCGUGCCGACAACGCCUACAUCAAGGGCAUGGAGGCUGACGACGGUGUCGGCCUCAACAUUGCCCCCGGCACUGCGCGCCUCUCCGUCACCGUCGGAUUCUCCGGUUAGACUCUUAUCACGGGGCGCACUUGGUCUUACUUUCUCCCCCGAUGGGGCUUCUCAUGAUCGACGGCGCCGUUGCACAAACAGGCACCCGAUAGGGAUAUUUUUUGGUGUUUUUUAUUAUUCUUUGUUUCUCGGUUUCCCUGGAACAAU